UAUUUAAAAAAAACUUUUUAAGUGAGGAACCAAGCGACUGGUUGGAGCAGGUCAGCUCUGCUCCGCUUUCUAGACUCCAGAGGCUGGUUCAGCUCCUUGGAGGACAAGGGGUAGCUUUAGAACUAUCUGGUGUAGACGCUAAACCACCUCCAGCUCUAUACUUCUCCAGGAUGGGUUCUGGGGCUGGAUAUUAUUACUCUGGGUUGGGAGGAGAGGACUGUUAUUAUCUGGUUCUAGGAGAUUCAAUGAAGGUUCAAGGAUUCAUUGAUCAGACCGUGGAUAUUCUGCAAGAACGAGUCCGUUCCAAUCCUAUUCCUGUUGUUACUGAGCUAAACCAGGAAGAAGAAGAACUUCUGAUGAAGCAAAUCAAGAUUCAGGGUUCUGAAGAAACUAUUUCUGUAUUAUCCUUCCAACUGGCCCAGGAUGAAAAAGGUAAGUUUUUUUUGGCGCUAAACGUAACUAAAACGUUUAAAAUUACCUGAAACCCAAAUAUUGUA
This is a messenger RNA of Eurytemora carolleeae, 497 nucleotides long. RefSeq lists its product as uncharacterized. Lineage: Eukaryota; Metazoa; Arthropoda; Copepoda; Calanoida; Temoridae. The transcript has 4 exons. The record is from RefSeq and is a predicted model, not a curated record. Bases 171 to 482 code for a protein of 103 amino acids.